GCGUAGUUAAAACUAGCCAUGUCAAAGCACAGUAACGAAACUGUCCAUCUAAAAACCUAAAAAACUACCUCAUGAAGCCGUGACCGACCUGGUGACCUACGGAUAAACGGGUCGUCGCUGCGGGGUCUUUAAAGAAGAAGAAAUAGAAACAUGUUUGGUAAAAAGAAGAAAGCACCGACGGCGCCCAAAGGCCAGGGCGCCGCUGCAGCCAAGCAGAUGGGCUUGUUUGUUGACAUGAUGGACCCCGAGGAAAUGAUGAUGGGCGCGGGGGAGAACGACCCGGACCUGGAGGCUGAACUUGCUGCUAUAACCGGAAGUAAAGCUGUUGAAGGAGGAAGAGGCAAGCAGAAAGAGAAAAACCCGCUGCCCAUGGAAGACAUCGCAAAGAUGGCUGACGAGUGCAUGAGAGAUGUGGACGAGGACGACGAUGAAGACGAUGUUGAAGGCGACGAAGACCUCUUGGCAGAGCUGCAGGAAGUGGUGGGUGAGGAGGAAGCUGAGGAUGAGGCGUCUGCUUCCUCCACGUUGUCUGCUCCUCAGGCUGAAACGCUCGAGUCCCCGGGGCCGCAGCAGCAGGAAGUGAAGCGCUCGGCAGCGGCACCCGGCAGCCUCCAGCACACGCUGCAGGAGCGAGUCGCCAUGUACCGAACGGCGCUGAAGAACGCCACGACCGCAGGGGACACGUCCAAAUCCAGGAGAUACGAUCGAGGCCUGAAGACUCUGGAGUCGAUGUUAGCUGCUCUGAAGAAGGGGAAGCCCGUCAACGAGUCUGAGAUCCCUCCACCUGUUGCUACUGGAGCCCCUGAAGCCGCCUCCCGACCCCCUCCCUCAGAGUCCGCUCGGCAGGAGGAGUCGGAGGCCACGACGCCUCCGUCUGCUGCGCCCGACGCCGUCGCAUCGAGCAGCAAAGAGGAGCAGUCCUCCUCCGCUCCACCUGCUCUGAGCAGCCUCCCAUCUCCUGAGGAGCAACCUGAAGGAGCCGCUGAGUCCUGGAACUGCAGCCGGCCCGAUGCGAAGGAGGCGACGAAGACGAUGCUGUUGGAGAGGCAGAAAGAAUACAAGAUGGCUGCUCUGAGAGCCAAGAAGCUGGGAGAGCUGGAGCAAGCCAAGGUUUUCUUUGUGACCAGUAAGAGGUUCGACGCAGCGAUGGAAGCGCUGGAGAACGGAGAACCCGUGGACCUCGGAGGUCUUCCUCCACCUCCAGGGAAAGGCGCAGCAGGAAGUGGCCCCCCCUCCGGGUCAAACACACAGCCCCCGCCUGCUGCAGCUCCCGUUCCUGCCGCCUCGUCGGCUCCUUCAGCUCCCAGAGACGUCCUGGAGGCUCUGGAGCAGAGACGAGCGAAGUACGAGGAGGCGUCCAGUCAGGCCAAAGCCAGCGGGGACGACCGCAAGGCCCGGAUGCACGAUCGCAUCGCUAAGCAAUAUCAGAGCGCCAUCCGAGCCCACAAAGCAGGAAGAGCGGUGAACUUUGACGAGCUGCCGGUCCCCCCCGGCUUCCCUCCGAUCCCCGGGCAGAAGGUGCCGGCAGCAGAGCAGGGGUUAGUCGCCGCCCUCGAAGCAGCCAGCAAGCUGGCCUCCACCGACGCUGCAGCAGGAGAUGAGGAGGAGGAGGAGACGGAGGAAGAGUCGAAGCUCGUUGUUCCAAAUAAGCCAAAGAAGCCCAUGUUGGACAUCCGAACGGACGAUCUGCAACAAAAAGGAUCUUCGUCACCGGAGAAACCGACUCCGGAGGAGAAACUUUCCCCGACAGCCGUUCAGCAGCUGGAGCUCCUGGAGAGCCGAAAGAAGCAGUACUUGAAGUCGGCUCUGCAGGCGAAACAGAAGAACGACCUGGACCAGGCCAGGGUUCUGCUCCGCACGGCCAAGAGCCUGGAGCCCAUGAUCGAAGCGGCACGCAGCGGCCAAACCGUGGACAUCAGCGCGCUGCCGUCGCCGCCCGGCGACGAGGACGACGGCUUCAUCCUGGUUCAUCACAGCGACGUGCACAUUUCCAGCAAAGACGAGGCCGUUUACACGCAGCUGGCCAGCAUCCUGAAGGCGCAGCAUGAGAAAUGUUCGACUCACUCCCAGCAGUUCAUGCACCUCGGGAACGUCAGCGAAACCACAAAGUUUGAGAAGAUGGCAGAAAGCUGUAAGAAGAGCCUGGAGGUGCUGAAGCUGGCCCAGUCCCGGGGCCUGCCUCCUCCCAAACAUCACUUUGAGGAGAAAUCGUUUCGGACUGUAAGCAUAUUUCCAGAGCUGAGCAGCACCGACCUGCUCGUCAUUGUCGUAAAGGGCAUGAACCUUCCUGCUCCCAACGGGAUUCAGCCCAACAAUUUGGACGCUUACGUCAAGUUUGACUUCCCGUACCCCAGCGCAGAGCAGCCGCAGAAACACAGAACCAACGUGGUGAAAAACACUAACUCACCAGAGUACAACCAAAGCUUCACGCUGACGAUCAACCGGAACCACCGAGGCUUUCGGAGAGUCGUGGCGUCUAAAGGCCUGAAACUGGAGCUGCUGCACAAAGGGGGUUUCCUGCGGAGCGACAAGCCGAUCGGGACGGCCCUCGUGAAGCUGGACAGGCUGGAGUCGCAGAGCGAGAUCAGGGAGAUCGUCGAGGUGAUGGACGGCCGGCGGCACACAGGAGGUCGUGUGGAGGUGAAGGUUCGCCUGCGGGAGCCUCUGAGCGGUCAGGACGUGCAGGCGAGCACCGAGCGCUGGCUGGUCCUCGACUCGUCGCAGCCUCGUUUAGACGUUUCUUCAAAAUAAAAGCAUCAACCAGAACCUCUUCAGAGGAGGAUCCACUUCGGGCCGAACCUUUUGCACAUGUGCGCCGCACCACAGCUCCUUUCUGCACGGCGGUCCUCCACGAGGAGACGUUUUACUCUGCGACAGAUCGACUGCGAGGGAUCCAGCGAGGCCGACUGUUUAAAUCAGGAGAGAAGAGUCGUUGGAGGACAGCCGUGUCCAACGACGGUCCUGCUGACAGAACUUUAAUGUACAAUAGAACAGAACGUUUGCUUGUUCUUCUUCAUCUCUACAGCUCGGGGAUGCAGAACUGAACCUAUGCACUAAUACCAAAGUAAUCAAAGUUGCUGUAAAGUUGAAAUCGCCUUUAGUUGCCGAACGCGUUUCGACAGAUUUAUGUUUGUUAAGACGCGCCUUCGGUUGUUGGGAGUUCGAAGCGACGUAGCGGGAGGAAGUUUUACAGGAGAAAGCCAAGAAAUGUUCCACAAAAGGCUCCUCUGUUUGUUUUGGCACUUUUCAUUUAGACUCAGAAAUCAUUGAAAUGUGCAGAAAACACAAACGUC
Molecule: messenger RNA, 3293 nt
Organism: Nematolebias whitei (Rio pearlfish)
Lineage: Eukaryota; Metazoa; Chordata; Actinopteri; Cyprinodontiformes; Rivulidae
Gene: cc2d1b
Product: coiled-coil and C2 domain containing 1B
Exons: 26
Coding region: 151-2751 (866 amino acids)
Biological process (GO): regulation of transcription by RNA polymerase II
Cellular component (GO): nucleus
Molecular function (GO): RNA polymerase II cis-regulatory region sequence-specific DNA binding; DNA-binding transcription repressor activity, RNA polymerase II-specific
Source: RefSeq, a predicted model, not a curated record